Molecule: messenger RNA, 319 nt
Organism: Cuscuta europaea
Lineage: Eukaryota; Viridiplantae; Streptophyta; Magnoliopsida; Solanales; Convolvulaceae
Source: the annotation of a GenBank genome assembly
GGCCCCCAAAAAGUUGAAGAAGGGGGACGCCGCGAAGGAUGACCCCCCGGUGGUGAUUGUAGAUGACCCUCCGGAGAUGCCGAUGGCGCAGGUGCCGAGGGGUGCCCGGGAGCCAUCUCUCGAGGUCCUCACGCUCUCCCUUCCGGCUGGCACGGCCGUGUUGAAUGGCACGGCUGACCCGAGGGCGCUCCUGAGAGGUAUAACCCUCGAUAUCGACAGGGCAGCUCUCGGGGCCGAUGAUGAUCAAGCCCUCGAAGACAGGAUCCUCCGGUCUUCCCUCACGACUUGUGUUGCCCUCGGAGAGCAGUUCCGACGGCUG